AUAUAAACAUAGCUUAGAUACCUAAACCAAGCUAAACGUAUGUUUAUAGAAUAAGAUUAUACGGAAAUCUAACUAUUUAGUAUUUAUUAUAUCGGUUGUGAUAAGACACUUUAGUGUUUGAUUAUAUUUAACUUCGUAGAAAUCGUUCGACUCGAGACGUGCAUCGUAUUCACGUAAUCAAAAGCGUUUACAAUGCACGUCAGUAUUAAUAAAUUGUACAGCAAUAGCACAAAGUUGACGAAAUAAAUUCAUCUUUUUAAAGCAAAAACGUUUGUGGGAGCAUAGAAAGCCAUCGCAAUGCAUGGACGUUUAAAAGUGAAAACAACUGCAGUACAAGAAGAAGAGAAAAGAAUAAAACGACAGAAAAAAUUGAAAUUAUUUCAAGGAGCACUCGCUGCUGCUUUUAAAAAGAUACACAGCAAAGAAUAUGAUCCAGAAGGACUUUAUAUUACACAGGAAAUAUUGGCUGCAAACUCUGAUUACUAUACCAUCUGGAAUUACAGAAAAAAUGCAUUUCUUCACUUUAAAAAUACAAAAACAUCUGAUGAAUUGCUGAAAUGUUUUCAAGAUGAACUAAGUUUUCUUCAAAACUGUUUGAAAAAUAAUCCAAAGUCAUAUAGUUGCUGGAACCAAAGAUGUUUUGUCCUUCUAACAAUGUCCGAUCCAGACUGGAAAAAAGAACUUCAACUUUGUGAUUUGUUUCUGCAGUUUGACGAUAGAAAUUUCCAUUGUUGGGAUUACCGAAGAUUUGUUGUGCAACACUCUGCAGUGCUGCCAGGUGAAGAAAUCCAAUUCACUCACAAGUUGAUCGAGAACAACUUCUCAAACUAUUCAUCCUGGCAUUAUAGGAGCAAGUUGCUCCCUAUCGAAUGUCCGGAUGCAAGUGAUAAAAAUCGGAUCGGAGAGAAAAUGUUGCUGGAAGAAUUGGAACUCGUACAAAAUGCUUUCUUUACCGAUCCUAACGAUCAAAGUGCUUGGUUUUAUCAUCGAUGGCUGUUAGGAAGAGGUGAAACAAAGCAGUCACUUCUCAGUCUUCAUGUUUCACUUCUAGACAACAAACUUACUUGCACUUUAAGGAAGCCUGCUUCAAUAAAAGACUGUAGUCGUUUAAAUGUUUAUAUAAACGAUAAUCCUCAUGUUGUUGUGUGGAAAGGAUGUAACCAAGGAAAAUAUCAACAUGUAUGGCAAAGUGAUCUUCCUAAGAAAGAUCUCUUUUCCGGAGAAAACAAAAUCAAAGUUGAGUUCGGAUCAUCCGAGCUGAUGGUUGAGAUGACAGGACAGGACGAAGCGAUCUCGUGCAUCCAGACGAACACCGAGACCUUCCGUCAGUCGUCAAGCGACGCAAAAUUAUCCGUGCUCACUGAAGAACUCAAAUCUUGCGAGGAAUUAAACGACUUGGAGCCAGGAAACAAAUGGGUUAUGCUGACUCUGGUUCUUCUCAUGCGAGCAAUUGAUCCCACCCAUUAUUCAUCACAAGUACAUGACACACUGCAUGAGUUAUGUACAGUUGAUGGUAUGAGACAAUGCUAUUAUCAGGACCUGAUGUCAAAGUUUGUGAUAGAAGACCACAUCGCUGCAGUUGAUUUGCACCAGAGAUGUAUUGACCUACAUGGCAAAGCAUUGACACGAGUUUGUCGGUUUGAGUUUUUCUCCACCAUAACAAGUCUCAAUCUUUCCCAUAAUCAGCUACAUAGUCUCAACUCUCCCUUCAAACUUCUACACUGUUUACAGAAACUUGAUGUAAGUGAAAACGAAAUUGUGGAAAUCUCUGGUUUAAAGGAUCUUACAAAACUUGUUUUAUUAAACCUUGAUUCGAACAAAAUCUCAUCAUUGAAAACCUUAGAACCUGUGACCACAUGCGCUGCUCUGCAGAAAAUAUCCGUAAAAUCGAAUCGAAUUCCCUUGGAAGAUAUUGACUCACUUUUACAAAUUCUACCCAAUGUAGAAAUAGUAUAUGAAUCAUAAAUAUAGCAAAAUUGUAUUAUGUUGUGUUUGUUUUGUCCAGCACACUGUUUAAAUAGGUAAUCUUUAACCCUUUAACUGCUGCCUCUUUCAGAUUUUUAACUUUUGACCAGGUCUCACCUAAUUGGAUUUUGCAACCAAACUAUAGCAGUUAGAGCAAAACAUGCUAUAGAAAGUUGUCAAGUAUGAAAUUGUUUUCAACAUUAUAUUUUUUUGAUGACGUCAUCAACCUUGCCUUAAUGGUCAUAAAUGCGACUACGGCAGUUAAGGGGUUAACGUUAAAACAAUUGCAUGCUAUUACUCCUUGUACUAUCUCAGCGCAGUACGACUUCUGCGCAUGUUUGUAGCACCGAACCAUACUAUACGAAUUUAAACUUUGCAAAUUUAUAUAAAUCAUGGCAAUCUUAAUCAUAAGUAAUUAUUAGUAAAAGUUUUAUGGCCCAGCUUUUUAACGACACACCAAUAUAUGUCAUUAAAUUAAAAAAGUAGAUGCAAAAUACUAUUUGAUUUUUACACACAUAAAUAAUGCUUUUUUAUUCUGUUUAUUCUAUUUGCAUAUUGUACUGUGUCAUAUUUAUGUAAUUGUGGAAAAAAAUUAAUUUUACAUGUGAACCUAAAUACUUUCAUAUUCUGCAGAAA
This is a messenger RNA of Ciona intestinalis (vase tunicate), 2601 nucleotides long. NCBI's taxonomy places the organism in Eukaryota, Metazoa, Chordata, Ascidiacea, Phlebobranchia, Cionidae. The record is from RefSeq and is a predicted model, not a curated record.